Chenopodium quinoa (quinoa) is the source of this 1320-nucleotide messenger RNA. RefSeq lists its product as uncharacterized. The transcript is spliced from 5 exons. Lineage: Eukaryota; Viridiplantae; Streptophyta; Magnoliopsida; Caryophyllales; Amaranthaceae. The coding region runs from base 463 to 1047 and encodes 194 amino acids. The record is from RefSeq and is a predicted model, not a curated record.
UGCUCAUUUAAUCAACAUAUGAAUAAAAGUUUUUUUGCUCAUUUGUUGAUUAAAUGAGAAAAUGACUCCGCGUGUAAGGUACACCCGAUGUAUAUAACAAAUUCUGUUACUCGUAGUUUAUUUAUCACAAAGAUACAAAGUUAAAUCAAGAAGAAGCAAGCAUGUUCUCAUGAGUCUCACGGUCUUUCAUCUCAUCUCAGGAAAAAAGAAGAAGAAAAAAAAAAAAAAAAGAGAAAUGGCUUUAUUUGUGCACAGAUUAGGCCCAACACAAACUAUAUGCUCAAAAGCCCAAACACACAAAUUUCCAUCAAGAUUUCAAAAUUUUCCAUCAACUUCUUCCCUAUAUAAACGUUACCCGAGCUCCCGCCAUUCAUUUCACCAUUCACACAAAUCAUCAUUUUCAGAGAGAAAACUAAAGAGAGAAAGAAAGCUAGAGAGAGAAUUCUAGAGAGAGAGAGAGAGAUGAGGAAGAGAGGAAGAGCAGCGACGAAGAAGACAUCAGCAGCUGAUUUCCUAGCAUCGCCACCAGAAGGAAAUGCAGUGAACACUCGCAAGAAGUCUACCGAAUUAUCGCCGGAAAAAUCCUUCGAAUUCAAGCUCAAUUCUCCGGCGUCAAACUCUGGAACUCGCCGGAAAUCGUCGCUGAAGUCUUCGCCGCAACGCAAAUUGGAGGCGUUGUCUUCGAUUUCGGAGUUGAAGGAAAUGGUGUCGUCUCAAUUGGACUCGAUCAAGCGACAGGCUGAUCGCUCUCACUCUGAUAUAAUCAAGGAGGUCGAAUCCACUAAUUCUCGCCUUCACAAACGCUUGAAGAUUCAGGCUCAAGCAUGUCAGCAACUCAUGGAUGAGACAGAUAAGGAAUUUAAGAAGAUGUCUGAAAGGAUUGCUGAAAGCUGUGAUGCAAUGAAGAGUUCAUAUGCUGAGUUUAUGGGGGAUGCACAAACCACUGCAACUCGUGUGUGUAAGACAACCAUCCCUGAGAAAGCAGAUUUUUAUGAGAAAGCUAUUAAUUCUCUGCGGAACCGCCAUGGGAUCUUUCCAGCUGCUUAAGCUGCUUUGUGCUGUAUCCUGGUGACCUGGGACAAGCUGCUGCAAAUCUGCAAUUCAGACAGUUUGGUGUCAGAAAUAUCGAGUGAGAAACUUAUGUAGAUGCCCUGGCCUAUCUAGUCAUUAGUGUCAGUACAAAGGAUUAUAAUCACGUAGAGAGCAUUCUAUUUUAGCAGGUAAAUAGGUGAGAAACAUAUUACUGCAGUAAGUUGUGAAGGAGAAACACAUUCAUGAGAAAGGGCUAUAAGAAAUCUAACACAAACUGAGGCUAUUCUA